CAGGUAGAAAGUAAAGCCAAGUCGUUGUCUGUUCUGGUUUGGCUCAUCUCUAAUGCCAAUUCUGCUGUCUCACAGAGAGAGCCAAUUCACACACACACACACAGAGACAAAUACAUUCCCUUAUCUUUAUAUAUAAAGAACACAGUCUGUGUGUUAAAUAAUUCUCAUCUCUUGUCCCUGACAUUAUAGACACGAAAGAUGGAAGCUGUAAGAUGCAGAAGAGGCAGAGAGAGCAACAAAAGUCCAGAGAGGCUAAUAAGGUCUUUGAAUCAUCAUCAUCAAGAUGAAGAAGAACUUGAAGAUGAGGUCAAGACUAAGAAACCCAUUUUCAGAAGAGUCCAAGUUGUUUAUUAUCUCACUAGAAAUGGCCACCUUGAACACCCUCACUUCAUCGAAGUCAUUUCUCCGGUUAACCAGCCUCUCCGGUUAAGAGAUGUGAUGAACCGGCUUACGGUACUGAGAGGGAAGUGCAUGCCAUCACAAUAUGCUUGGUCGUGUAAAAGGAGCUAUAGAAAUGGAUUCGUUUGGAAUGACUUAGCAGAGAACGAUGUGAUUUACCCUUCGGACUGUGCUGAGUAUGUCUUGAAAGGAUCUGAAAUCACCGACAAAUUUCAAGAAGUACAUGUGAACCGACCAUUGUCUGGUUCUAUUGAAGAAACUCCAAAAAGUCGACUUCACAGGUCAAAACUCAAACCUCAAAACAGAACGACGUCGUUUGAUGACUCAGAGCUCUACGUCGAAGAAGACGGAGAGUACGAACUUUACGAAGAGAAAACGAGUUAUACAUCUUCCACGACGCCGAAAUCUCGCUGUUCUCGAGGCUUAUCGACGGAGACAAUCGAAUCCACCGAACAAAAACCGAUCUUGGUCAAGAAAGAACAAGAUUUGCAAGUACGUUCUCACUUGUCCGAGUUGACUCGUUCCAACCCGGUGGUGAAGCCUUGUCGACUCGACGUUUCGACGCGGGUCGAGGACGGAGAUCCGGUGGAACCCGGAUCGGGUCGUGGGUCGAUGUGGCUCCAGAUGAUAUCGUGCGGGCACAUCGCCGCCACCAAGUACUACGCACCGAGCGUGAUGAAUCCGAGACAAAAAGAAGAGAAUCUUCGAAAAGGAGUUUUAUGCAAGAACAUUGUGAAGAAGACUGUCGUCGAUGACGAACGUGAGAUGAUAAGGUUCAUGUCGGAGAAUCCAAGGUUCGGGAAUCCUCAGGCGGAGGAGAAAGAGUAUUUCAGCGGAAGCAUCGUCGAGUCGGUGAGUCAGGAACGAGUCACGGCUGAACCAUCGUUGAGACGAUCCAACUCGUUCAACGAGGAAAGAUCAAAGAUUAUGGAGAUGGCUAAGGAGACGAUCAAGAAGGAAGAAGAAAGAUCGAUCGUGAAGGUGAAAUGUAUACCGAGAACGUGUUUAAUGUCAUCAUCGAAGCAAAUCAAGAAAUAAAAAAGAGUCUAAUACUAUAGAGUAACGAAUGAUUAUGGACUAGUAUUUUUACUGCUACAGACAGAAGCAGUAAAUAAAUGGUAAUGAAUUUUAACGACUGCAUGUUGUUGUUUUACUCUGGGGAAUAUAUUUCCUCCACUUUAAUUGACCAGUUGUUUAAAGAGAAGUGGAAAUGGCAAAAUCCGUAUUAUUCGAGUUGCAAAACCGUAAA
Arabidopsis lyrata subsp. lyrata is the source of this 1648-nucleotide messenger RNA. RefSeq names its product protein UPSTREAM OF FLC. The transcript has 5 exons. The record is from RefSeq and is a predicted model, not a curated record. Lineage: Eukaryota; Viridiplantae; Streptophyta; Magnoliopsida; Brassicales; Brassicaceae. The coding region runs from base 199 to 1437 and encodes 412 amino acids.